Molecule: messenger RNA, 2540 nt
Organism: Nannospalax galili (Upper Galilee mountains blind mole rat)
Lineage: Eukaryota; Metazoa; Chordata; Mammalia; Rodentia; Spalacidae
Gene: Nek11
Product: NIMA related kinase 11
Exons: 19
Biological process (GO): protein phosphorylation
Molecular function (GO): ATP binding; protein kinase activity
Source: RefSeq, a predicted model, not a curated record
UUGCAUGACAUGGGUGCACUUACCUACAUGCAGGCAGUACACGCAUACACAUAAAAUAAAAAUGAUAAAAAUUUUUUAAAAGUUGAAAAAAUGCAACUUUAGGUUGGAGUUGCAUUGUGCUCCUUCUAAUCCAAGGAGAUCACUCUGUACCCAAUGUGCAUAAUAGAAACAUCAGAGACUGGUUCCAAAUUUGCUUAGGAUAGAAAAAACCUCACUCUGAAUCCGUAUCCCUCCUCAUCUCUAUUACGAUACAGGCAAUACUUAAAGUCUACAUGGAAAAAUGUAAAGGAGAUUAGCAUCAUGCUAAUGUAUGGUCUAAUCCCAAAUUGCUGUUUGUAAGCCAAAAUAGGCAUAAAAAAGGGAAACGAACACUACAAGUAAAUUGAUGACUAUGCACAUUAAAGGAAGUGAUAUUCUUUUCUGUAUUUGGAUUAUUUUUUAAGUUGGUGAGGAGUAUAAAUCUUAAACAGAGUAUGUAUUAUAAAACAGAUGCACAACCCAGAAAUCUGAAAAUUUGGCUGUCAUUUGAUUUCAAACUUUGAAUAGACAAAGGAAGAAGGCUGUCUUCCUGUGAAAGAGUACCUUCUGUAGUUUGGAGCAUCUCCAGACCUUUUCCCCUUUCAUGAAUGCUAACUGAGCUGUGAGGUGAUGACACAAGGUGCAAGUAUCAUUGCCCAGACUUACACUUUUGAAGGGUUUUUAGCAUCUUUUAGACAUGAUCUGUGGAGAUUCCAUAUUUCAGACACUGAUCAACACUUCCUGUCUGACGUUGACCAUCAGUUGGGAGGUAAAUGUUAAGUUUCUAUGAAGAACAAACCAGUUUUAUCUUGUUUGGAGCAAUGCUGAAAUUCCGAGAGACUGCUAAAUGUGUGAGUGAACCAACAGCCAUUUCCACUUAUCCAAAGACCCUGAUUGCAAGAAGAUACAAACUUCAACAGAAACUUGGCAGUGGAAGCUUUGGAACUGUCUAUCUGGUUUCAGACAAGAAAGCAAAACCAGGAGAGGAAUUAUAAGUAAUAAAAUACAUCAUACAGAUCUUGAGUUGGCUGCCCUGUGAGGCCACAGAAGCUGCUUUGGAGGCUGAGCUGUUAUCAGCUCUUCCUCACCCAGCAGUAAUCAAAUUUAAUCCUCAAAAAAUACAAAUUAGGAAGGAUAAUUUUAAAAUCUUGCAAGAACCUUGUGAUGGCUGAGAUCUGGACUAUAAAAUUCAGGAGUACAAAGAAGCUGGAAGACUUUUUCCUGGAGAUCAGAUAGUGGACUAGUUUAUACAGUUGUUGCUUGGAGUUGAUUAUAUUCAUGAAAGGCGAAUACUCCAUCGAGACUUGAAAUCAAAGAAUAUAUUUCUGAAAAAUAAUCUACUUAAAAUUGGGGAUUUUGGAGUUUCUCGACUUCUAAUGGGAUCCUGUGAGCUGGCGACAACUUUAACUGGAACUCCGCUUUAUAUGAGUCCUGAGGCUCUGAAGCACCAAGGCUGUGACACAAAGUCUGACAUCUGGUCAUUGGCUUGCAUUUUAUAUGAGAUGUAUUGCAUGAAUCAUGCAUUCACUGGCUCCAAUUUCUUGUCUGUUGUUUUAAAAGUUGUUGAAGAUGACACACCUUCUCUCCCUGAGAGAUAUCCAAGAGAACUAAACAACAUUAUGGAAAGCAUGUUGAACAAUAGUCCUUCACUGAGACCGUCUGCUACAGAAAUUUUAAAAGCCCCUUUCAUCGAUGAGCACCUUCAGCACCUGAUGUGUAGAUAUUCGGAAAUGACUCUGGAAGACAAGAAUUCAGAUUGUCAGAAGGAGGCUCCUCAUAUAAUUAAAGCCAUGCAAGAAAAAAUCUACCUGCAGACUCUGCCAACUCUGCCUGAAGUGCAGAAAAUGGCACCUGGAGAAAGAAUGCAGCUGAGGAAGCGCGAGGCAGUGGACAAAAAACCCAGGAAGCUGAAAAAGAUUGUGGAAGAAAAGUAUAAAGAAAAUAACAAACGAAUACAAGAAUUUAGAUCCCAGAACUUUCAGCAACUGAAUAUCCAUGUGCUUCAUGAAUUAGAUGACCGGACUUCAGAGAACCUGCCCCAGCCUCAGUCCAUUCCUUCCCUGGACCUGGACGAGCUUGGGUCGAGUAUAGAGGACACCAUAGUUGACCUCGGACUUUACGAGAUCCCAGAAGACCCACUUGUGGCUGAAGAAUAUUAUGCUGAUGUAUUUGAUUCCUGUUCUGAAGACAGUGAAGAGCAAGAAGAAGAAACAGUGUUCUCAGAACCCAGGGGAGAAGUGAGGGAUGAGGGAGCCCCGCCUGCUUACAGAGCAAACCAGCAGGACAGCAAUAUUGAAACACUAGUCCGGUGUUUGGAAAACGUCCUGGGUUUCACCUCUCUGGAUCAGCCAUGCAGAAGCUGGGAGUCGAAGUGUUUGAGGAGGCCUACAGUUACCUCAAGAGAGCAAGGCAGGAGCAAGCCAGUGACACAGAGAUCCAGGAGCAUCUUGAGAGGGUGGUACCUCGGGCCAGUGACUGUUUUGAGGUUGACCAGCUCCUCUACUUCGAGGAGCAGUUGUUGA